CUCUCAUUCGUUCGUUUAAUUUGGAUUUUACUUUUAUCAUGGCGUUCAAACCAUCCAAUUAUUUAUGCCAUGAUCUCUCUGGAUUCACAUUUCUUCAUCUCUCGUUUUUUUCCUGCUCGUUUUCAAAUUUCUUUCUGUCACCUCCCCUUACUCUAUUGAAAGUUUAAACACACAUUUAUCCAUAAAUUCCAUUUUCAUUUUCUUGGUAGAUCUGGGAUCUUGUUAUUCUUUGGUAGAUAUAUUGAGAUUUUUCAUAGCUAUUGUUUUAUUGUAAUCAUACAAAAUCCUUUUAUAAUCAUAUCUGUUAUGUCGUAAUUAUGUAAGACAUUCAAAUAAAAGAAGAGUUUUAUUGAUCAUUUUGUUAUUUUUCGCUUGAACGCAAGUAGGUUUCUAGUGAAAUUCAAAAAAUGAAACUUUUGGUGAGAGUAAAAGAAGCAAGAAACAUACCCGCCAUGGAUCUUAAUGGGUUUAGUGAUCCUUAUGUGAGAUUACAGUUGGGAAAGCAAAGGUUUAGAACAAAAGUGGUGAAGAAGAGCUUAAACCCAAAUUGGGAAGAGGAGUUCCGUUUCAAAGUUGAAGAUUUAAAUGAAGAACUUGUAAUUAAUGUUUUGGAUGAAGAUAAGUACUUCAACGAUGAUUUUGUUGGGUUUCUCAAGGUGCCAGUUUCGCGGGUUUUUGAUGCGGUUGAUAAGUCUCUUGGCACUGCUUGGUACCCUCUUCAACCCAAGAAUAAGAAGGCCAAGAACAAGGACUGUGGCGAAAUUCUUUUGAGUAUAUCCUUUUCGCAUAGCAGUUCAGGUAUGGACUUGAAUGGUAUAACUGAUUAUGGAUCACAUGUGAGGAAACAUCCAGACAUACAAAUUGAAUCUCCUUCUAGAUCUUUCAAUGGCCCAUCAAGUGCACCCUCUCCAUCGAGAGUAGAAGAUAUCACAUAUAGUAAGGAAGAGAAAUCCUGUGCACAGAAAACUUUAGCUGGUCGAAUUGCUCAAAUGUUCAAUAAGAAUCCAGAUUCAGCGUCAAGUAGAGGUGUUGACUUGUUGGAGGUACCUGAAACUGCCAAACCUGAGGUUUUAGAUGACAAGUGUGAGGAUCAGUCCUUUUCUGUUUCAUUUGAAGAAGCAAUGAAAACAAUGGAGUCCAGAGAUCAAGGUUCUGAAGUUCCUAGCAAUUUACCAGGGGGACUCCUUGUAGACCAAAUUUAUGUAAUUGCACCCCAAGAUCUAAAUAGUCUACUUUUUUCGCCUGACUCAAGCUUUGUCAGAGCAGUGGCAGACGUACAGGGGAAUACAGAACUGCAACUGGGGCCUUGGAAAUUUGAGAAUGGUAGCGAGAGCUUGAAAAGAGUUGUAACUUAUAUUAAGGCCGCAAGUAAAUUAAUUAAGGCCACAAAAGGCAUUGAGGAGCAAAAAUACCUAAAAGCUGAUGGGAAAGUUUUUGCUGUUUUAGCAAGUGUGAACACUCCAGAUCUUAUGUAUGGGAGCACCUUUAGAAUUGAAUUGCUUUACUGCAUCACACCUGGGCCAGAGUUGUCAUCAGGAGAGCAGUCUUCACAUUUGGUGAUAUCCUGGCGCGCAAAUUUCGUGCAGAACACCAUGAUGAAAAGUAUGAUAGAAAAUGGAGCCCGAAGUGGUCUAAAGGAAAGUUAUGAGCAGUAUGCAACUUUCUUAUCUCAGACUGUUAAGCCAGUUGAUUCAAAGGAUAUGGGGUUAAAUAAGGAACAGAUUUUGGCUUCAUUACAAACAGAGUCCCAGUCAGACUGGAAGCUAGCUGUGCACUAUUUUGCAAACUUUACUGUAGUUUCCUCGAUUUUUAUGGGAUUUUACGUGCUUAUCCACAUCUGGCUUGCCACAGGCAGCACAAUUCAGGGGCUUGAGUUUGUUGGGCUUGAUUUACCAGAUUCUAUUGGUGAAUUGAUUGUAUGUGGUGUACUGGUUCUUCAAGGUGAAAGAGUGCUAAAGUUGUUUUCACGCUUCAUGCAGGCGAGAAACCAAAAGAGCACUGAUCACGGAGUCAAAGCACAAGGUGACGGGUGGUUGUUGACUGUUGCCUUGAUUAAGGGAAAUAAUUUAGCAGCUGUCGAUUCAAGUGGGUUCUGUGAUCCAUAUGUGGUGUUCACUUGUAAUGGGAAAUGUAGAACCAGCUCCAUUAAGUUUCAGCAAUGUGAUCCCCUCUGGAAUGAAAUUUUUGAAUUUGAUGCAAUGGAUGAACCUCCUUCGGUGCUAGAUGUGGAAGUUUAUGAUUUUGAUGGACCUUUCAGUGAAGCUACAUCUCUAGGACAUGCUGAAAUCAAUUUUGUAAAAUCUGAUAUAUCGGAUCUAGCUGAGGUGUGGGUACCUCUUCAAGGAAAGCUGGCACAGGCUUGUCAGUCUAAGUUGCAGUUGAGAAUUUUCCUGAACAAUACCAAGGGUAGCAAUGUUGUUAAAGAAUAUUUGAGUAAGAUGGAGAAAGAGGUGGGGAAGAAGAUAAAUCUGAGAUCUCCUCAAACAAAUUCAGCUUUUCAGAAACUCUUUGGGCUUCCGCCAGAGGAAUUUCUUAUCAAUGAUUUCACGUGUCACUUGAAGCGAAAAAUGCUCCUACAGGGUCGCCUAUUUCUGUCUGCAAGAAUAAUUGGGUUCCAUGCAAAUUUAUUUGGGCGCAAGACAAAAUUCUUCUUCCUUUGGGAGGACAUAGAAGACAUUCAAAUUUUACCGCCUUCUUUGUCAUCUAUGGGCAGUCCAGUUAUUGUUAUGACACUCCGGCAAGGCAAAGGUAUGGAUGCCAGGCAUGGUGCAAAGACACAAGACGAAGAAGGCAGGCUGAAGUUCCACUUCCAGUCUUUUGUAUCUUACAAUGUGGCAAAUCGGACAAUCAUGGCUCUGUGGAAGGCUAGAUCGUUGACUUUUGAACAGAAAGUGCAAAUAAUUGAAGAAGAAUCAGAAGAAGCCAAAAGCCUCCAAACUGAAGAGAGUGGGACCUUCUUGGGGGUUGAGGAUGUAACUAUGUCUGAGGUUUAUUCUGCAGUUCUUCCUUUCCCUAAUAGUUUCUUCAUGGAGCUAUUUGGUGGGGGGGAAUUGGAGCGUAUUGUUAUGGAGAAAGCUGGUUGUCUUAACUACUCUUGCAGUCCAUGGGAAUCAGAGAAGCCUGAUGUAUAUGAGAGGCAAAUUUAUUAUAGAUUCGAUAAGAGUAUAUCACGUUAUAGAGGAGAGGUGACAAGUACUCAGCAGAGAUCUCCCUUGUCCAAUGGGAAUGGUUGGGUUGUUGAAGAGGUUAUGACUCUUCAUGGAGUUCCACUUGGUGACUAUUUUAAUCUUCAUCUUAGAUACCAAGUUGAGGAUUCACCCUCAAGACCAAAAGGAUGCCUCAUACAGGUAUUCAUUGGAAUUGCAUGGCUGAAAAGUACUAGGCAUUUGAAAAGGAUUACAAAGAAUAUUGUCUCACAUCUGGACGAGCGCCUGAAGGUGAUUGUCAGUGUGGUUGAGAAGGAAUUUACAACUAGAUAGUGGAUAGAUUGUGCAAUGGCAUUAGUCGGCAAAUACAAUUACUAUGGACGUUAUUGGAGAGAACUGAUAGUUCUGUAGCGACCGCUAUUCAUAUCACUGCUAUUGUCUGUCCAUUUUUUUUUUUUUUUUAGUGACACGCUUAGUGGGGGCAAUCAUCCAGAUAUGCAAAUCCAAAUCUAGCAGUCAUUUGCAUCGAUUAACACAGAUGCUGUUGAAUCUUCAGUUUUAGAUCUAGCAGUGCUUUCAUUAUUUCCAGAUCGUAACCCUUUGUACAAAUGGGUAACAGUCUUGAUAGUUACUAGGAUGGCUGGAAACUUUAUUUUUUCAAGUAGUCUGACAUAAAUGAUCAAUUUGUUACUCUUAUGUACAUUACUUGGUAAAGAUUAUAGUGAAAGAAUUUCAUUAUUUGUGCAA
Pistacia vera is the source of this 3893-nucleotide messenger RNA. Its product is annotated as C2 and GRAM domain-containing protein At1g03370. The coding region runs from base 408 to 3479 and encodes 1023 amino acids. The record is from RefSeq and is a predicted model, not a curated record. The transcript has 9 exons. Lineage: Eukaryota; Viridiplantae; Streptophyta; Magnoliopsida; Sapindales; Anacardiaceae.